This is a messenger RNA of Fundulus heteroclitus (mummichog), 1816 nucleotides long. RefSeq names its product gastrula zinc finger protein XlCGF57.1-like. The transcript is spliced from 2 exons. Gene Ontology annotation, cellular component: nucleus. The coding region runs from base 184 to 810 and encodes 208 amino acids. The record is from RefSeq and is a predicted model, not a curated record. Lineage: Eukaryota; Metazoa; Chordata; Actinopteri; Cyprinodontiformes; Fundulidae.
GAAGAGGACGGGGAUGUAGAACACCCUCUCUCUGAGCUGAAACACGUGUCAGACUCUGGAUAUAAGAAAUCUUCUACAGAGAAGAAAAAUGUGGAGUCACGAAGGAAAGUCCAGACAGGAGUGAAGUUUAGCUGCAAAGACUGUGGCAAAACAUUUAUUGGAAAAUCCACGUUAAACAGACAUAUGAAAAUCCACACAGGAGAGAAGCCUUUCUGUUGUGAUCUAUGUGGACAAAGAUUUAGACAAACAGCACAUUUAAACACACACAUGAGAAUCCAUACAGGACAAAAGCCUUUUGGUUGUUAUCUAUGUGAUCAAAGUUUUAGCCAAAAAGGACAUUUAAACAGACACAUGAGAGUCCAUCCAGGACAGAAGCCUUUCUUCUGUGAUCUAUGUCGACAAAGAUUUAGCCGAAAAGCACAUUUAAACGCACACAUGGAAAUCCAUACAGGACAGAAAUCUUUCUGUUGUGAUCAAUGUGGACAAAUAUUUAACAAAAGAGGAAAUCUCAAGAAACACACGAAAAUCCAUACAGGACAGAAGCCUUUCUGUUGUGAUUUAUGUGGACAAAGAUUUAGCCAAAAAUCGGAUUUAAACAGACACUUAAGAAUCCAUACAGGACAAAAGCCAUUCAGUUGUGAUCUAUGUGGACACAGAUUUAGCCAAAGAGGAAAUCUGAAUAAACACAUGAUAAUCCAUACAGGACAGAAGCCUUUCAACUGUGAUCUAUGUGGAAAGAGGUUUAGCAAAAGAGGAAAUCUGAACCAACACAUGAGAACCCAUACAGGAGGGGAAAAGGCUCUUCUAUGAAUACUAACUCAAACUGCACCGAUGUAGUUUGCUGUGAGAUGUUUCUGUGUUGUCAUCAGAGGCAACAGUCUUCACUUGCUAAUUUCAAUACUUUAGUACAUAACUUUUAGAUUAUCUCAAAACAUUUUUUAAUUCAUUUGUUCAGGCUGAGCUGUAGACAGGUGUGCUUGUUUUCAGUCUAUGCUCACUUCUGCAACUACUACGGCCACCCUCCUGGCGAGCACCAGAAUUUAAGUUGGAGAGACGUGGCUGUUUAGCCUUGAUAGGUGAGUGAUGUGCCCUGCAUUCAACUUACUUCCAAAUAAUUUUCAUUUUGUCAUAAUCCCAUUUAUUUUGUGAAGUACACCAGGCCCCACAACCCCCACAACAUGACGCUACUAACCAAUUUUGAACAGCAAGGAUAGUCUUUUAAGGCUUGAAAGCUUCCCACUUCUCCCUCCAAAUGUAACAAUUUUCAUUAUGGCCAAACCGUUCAAUUUUAGUAUUGUCAAACCACGGGAUAUAUCUCCUAAAUUGUAGUCCCUUGUCCAUGUCUGCAUUUGCAAACAGUAAUCCGACUUCUAUGUGUUUCGCUUGGACUAAUGCCUUCUACAUGGCAGAGUAGCCUUUCAGCCAAUGUCAGUACAGUACUUGUUUCACUGUGGAUAAUGAGACACUCCAAAAAGGUUUAAAAAAAAAAAAGAAAAACAAUUGGAUUUCUAAUCUUAAUCUGAAAGUGUUUCGCUUCCCAUCCAGGAAGCUUUCUCAAUUCAAAAUGCCUGGAGUAGAGCGGAGUUACAAGCUUCAUAGACCUGCUGGUGAGGCUUCAUUAGAGCUUUGAGUCACAUGUAAAUUCACCUGGAACUGAUCGCCCUUGACAGUGGAGAGUUAUUUUUUUUUUUUCUGCUGAGGUAUCCAACAGACAUGGCAUAUUAAUGUUUAAAUACAUUUUUCAUACUGAAAUACUUUGUUUUAUGCUAUUUAACAAAAACAGACAUCUGGUAUGGUCUAUAACUAAAUAUGUAAA